AUGACAGGGGAGCGAGGAAGCAUCCUGGAAGGAGCGGAUGCCCUGCGAGGGCACGAUGAGAGCGAAUGGGAGGUGUUGGCAUCCCUCCCGUUUGUCGAUGCCCAGCGCUCCCCGGCUCUCUACCGAGCCUUCUUCAUCCCGGGCCUGUCGGAGAGGCUCGUCAAGUACGGCUCGUAUGCCUUGCUGCGGCGGAAGCAGGCGGCAAACAGCCUGGAGGAGCCUGAGGAGGAUUGGCUUAAAUUGAGUGGCUAUGUUGAAGGAGAGGGUUAUGAGGAUGAAAGUGCUGACAGUGCUUCGGAGGAAACGCUGGGUGUUAUGGCGGGUAACGAGAAGUACGUUCAGGCGACAAACGACGACGCGACCGUCAGUAAACUCUCCUGUGUAACAAAAGGCUAUUUCCAGGAUCCCUUUGUGAAGCUAUUUGUUCGCCGCCCAGCCAGGCGGUCUCCCGUCAUCCACCGAGGCUACUUCGCCCGCUGGGCUGCCCUGCAGCAGCUCGUUGACCAGUUCCUCUCGGUUAGCGGUUCAGCUAAUAACGAGGACAGGCCCAGGGGUCCUCCCGGGAGUGAUCAGGAGAGUCAAGGGGAGUCAGAAAAGUCAAGGGAGUCAACAGGGGCAUCGGAUGUGACUCUGCAGAUCAUUUCCUUGGGAGCAGGCUUCGACACACUCUUCUUUAGACUCCAGACGGAGGGCAGAGCCCCACAUAGAUUCAUCGAGGUGGAUUUUCAAGAGGUGGUAGCAAAGAAGGCAGCCAUCAUCAACGCCAAGCCGGAGCUAGCAGCAUGCUUGGGCCCAAACGUCACUCCGCUGGAGGGUGCUGGUCUGCGCUCCUCGAAUGGCUAUUCCCUCGUGUCUGCUGAUUUGAGAGACACUGACAAGCUACAAGAGGCACUUGCAGCAGCUGGAGCCGAGUUCGGACCCAACACAGCAACCCUCCUCUUGUGCGAGUGCGUACUGAUAUACAUGGACGCGCCCAGCAGCCAAAAACUCGUGGCGUGGGCGGCUGAGAAGUUUGGCACGGCGGCGUUUGUUGUUUACGAGCAGAUCCGCCCAGACGAUGCCUUUGGGCAGCAGAUGAUCCAAAACCUGGAGGCUCGGGGCUGCCCUCUCCUCGGCAUCAGAGCCACACCAACACUAGAAGCAAAGGAGAAGAGAUUUCUCGAUGGUGGAUUUGAGAGAAGCAAGGCAGUAGACAUGGACGUGAUCUAUUCACACCACAUCGAUCCACAGCUCGUCAGAAAAAUCGAGCCACUGGAGAUAUUUGAUGAGUUUGAGGAGUGGCAUCUCAUGCAGGAACAUUACUGUAUUGCAUAUGGAAUAAAGGAUGCUCUGGGUGUUCUCCACAACUUUGGGUUUCGUAUAUUCUCUCAGGACACAACAUAG
Molecule: messenger RNA, 1383 nt
Organism: Closterium sp. Yama58-4
Lineage: Eukaryota; Viridiplantae; Streptophyta; Zygnematophyceae; Desmidiales; Closteriaceae
Source: the annotation of a GenBank genome assembly